Messenger RNA from Alligator sinensis (Chinese alligator), 1982 nucleotides. It is a transcript of the gene MLLT11, whose product is annotated as MLLT11, transcription factor 7 cofactor. Bases 213 to 479 code for a protein of 88 amino acids. Gene Ontology annotation, biological process: positive regulation of DNA-templated transcription; positive regulation of mitochondrial depolarization; positive regulation of release of cytochrome c from mitochondria. The transcript has 2 exons. NCBI's taxonomy places the organism in Eukaryota, Metazoa, Chordata, Crocodylia, Alligatoridae. The record is from RefSeq and is a predicted model, not a curated record. Gene Ontology annotation, cellular component: nucleoplasm; cytosol.
CUGAAUCAUCCGCCCAGCAGCCCUCGCAGGAGGGGUAAUUAAUGUGCUUGGUUAGGAGGGGCUGCAUUGCAGAGGGAGACGCACAGACAAAAGCAGGGCAGGAGAUCCCGCAGCCUGCUGAUACUCAGCACCAGCAGCUUUCGGCAUAAAGAAGAUCUUGGCCAUCGUACAAGCAGCCCGUAGACCUAAUCUUUCCUUAGACAGAGUGAGAAAUGCUGGACACCAUGAACACCCAGUAUGACUCCUUCCUGUACUGGAGGAUGCCCAUCCCGGAGCUGGACCUGUCCGAGCUGGAGGGUCUGGGCUUGGCUGACAUGGCGAUCUACAAACCCAAGGGAGGAUUGGGCAAGCUGUCUGGGGACCGGCACCAGCUCCGCAAGGACAGCUCAGAAGAAGACAGUCUCCUGCAGUUCAACAGCUUUAAUUUCUGGAGAGCUCCUAUAGCCGAUAUUAGCGCCUUAGAUUUCGAUCUCCUCUGAAGCUGCCUGCCCCCAGCCCCCUCCCUGUCUGUCAGGUCCAGGGGGAGGUGUUUUGGUUAGUCUUGUAUGUGGUUGUUUUCUUUUAAAGCAGUUCUUGACGAUGCUCAUUAACUCAGCACUCCCACCCCACCCCGGUAAAGACAAACAGGUUCACCCCAGUGCCCAGUUUUCCCUGCCCACCACUUUUGUGGCAUCUCAAAUUAGCUCCUCAGUCCAGGAAAGCCAAGGAGGGUGCAAGGCGGGCAAGCAGCUCAAAACAUACCUGCGUGACCACGCGCUGUAGACCCAGGCAGUAGUUGUGGGAAGGGUUUGACUUGAGCUCAUUUCUCUUGGGCUUUAUUCUGAAACUCCCUUCUGCAAACAGAAACAGUGUAGCCUUGAUUAUUUCCCAGCACCUACCUCCAGUUCAUAGGAAUUCCCUCUUUUUGAGAGCAGGUCACAGGAGGAGUGGGAGGUAGCGUACCCCUGCUGCUCUCAACCCAUGCACAUCUUACCCCGUUACAUUCAGUUCCCCUUCCCUUUCCAUUCAGUUAAUCAAGGUUUCACUGUAGUACUGGUGCACCAGAGCACUUUGUUCUGGAACUGCCUGGACAGAUAACUGGGAAGACACAUUCCCCCCCAAAAAUUUUAGACUUAUCUGCAUUUUGCAUCCAAAACCACAGAGCGAAGGGAAAGCAAUCAGUGACUGGGUUUUGCUGAGAUGCGAAUGUGAUAAGUUUCCUUUAUAAUGCAGGGAAAUGAUCGGAUCCAAGCCGCUGAUGCCAUAAUCAAACCAAAGGAGCCCUAUAUGUACCAGGUGGGGAUGUUGCCCCCUCCAUCCAAACCCACUAGCUACAAAUGGAGCUGCCAAGAGGAAAGAUCAUUCUGGUGUUGAAAAGUUGGGUAUAGGCUGUUAGGCCAGAUUCUGGUAGCUUUUAGCACAAGUCUACAUUGCAGACUCACAUUAAAUGAGCUAGCUUAGACAUUGCUAACAGGGUGGUCACAGCCAUGAGGAGUUCAGUGGAACGAACUGCCUGAGUAUUUACUCUGCUGCUUGGGUUGAUUCCACAGGGCACUUGUACACGGGACGAUUUGCCCAUGUACACAUAACAAAAAUUGCCACGUGGCUAGCAUAAUGACAUCACCGUGUACACAUGCACAAGGUUUGGUUGUCUCAAAUUGUCCCCCAUCAUGGCAAACUAGACUACCUUCCGAUGUAUUUUAGUUUGAUUGUGGCAAAUUGUCCCGUUGUGAACAAAAAAUCUGUCGCGUGUACAUGUCAUGUACAUGUCAACUCACCAAAUGAUAUGUGUCCUGAGCCCCCUUGCCCUCCAGGUGCUGCUAUAAUUCACAGGUACUUGCAAGUAAUUUGCAGUGUGAUUUGCAGGUAUUCUGUGUAAUGAAUGUUUUGGCACACCAGGUGUAGCUGAUGAGCCCAACAUGGAUCAAUCUUCUGCUGACCUCUUUUUUUUUUUUAGUUCAUUAAUUAAAUUAAAUAACUAUUUAAAAGACACCUUUUUGUGU